This is a messenger RNA of Zea mays, 531 nucleotides long. RefSeq lists its product as uncharacterized. Lineage: Eukaryota; Viridiplantae; Streptophyta; Magnoliopsida; Poales; Poaceae. The record is from RefSeq and is marked validated. Gene Ontology annotation, biological process: lipid transport. The coding region runs from base 143 to 436 and encodes 97 amino acids. The transcript has a single exon.
AGAAGGGAGUGAAGCGUGUACACGUACGGCCCUAUAAUAUAUAUAGAUAGCAAGACAGAGCAUUCCCUUGCACCACCACAACCAGUCCUCACAUAAUCAUCUUCAUUCACUCACUCUCUUCGAUCACUGUACUGAAGAUACCAUGGCCAAGUCGACCGCGAUGUUUGUAGCCGCCCUGGCCCUGGUGGUGGUGAUGGCGACGACGAGCACAGGCGGUGGCAGGGCGGCAGCGGCGUGCGAUCCCAAGCCGCUGGUGGUGUGCGAUCCGGCGUUCAUGGACGGAGCGAAACCCGCGGCAGCAUGCUGCUCCACCCUGCGUGCGCAGGAGGCAUGCUUGUGCGUGUACGCCAAAGACCCCAAGUUUGCAAAAUACAUCAACAACCCCAACACCGCCAAAACCUUUACCUCGUGCGGCAUAGCCAUCCCCAAAUGCUAAGCAAGCGCUCUGCGUCGUCGCUUCGCUUGCUCUUGCUCUUGUGUGUAACAUAUCCAGCUUAUGAAUAAAUUAUGUGGAUCAGUUAAUUAGUGGGA